UUCUUCUUUUUCGCAAAUCAAUCUGGCACCGUCUUCGAUGGAAUUUCGUCAGGAUGCAACUUGGCGCUAUCAGCCCCCGUCCCGGAAUGCCCGCGAGAGCUCUUGAACCUCCUCGGAGGUGGCAGCUAUCACACAGUACUCAACGAGACUGUCAUGGGCGUUCUUUGUAGAUCCGAAUGCUCUCCUGCAUUGGCGACUUACAGGAGCAAUGUCGUUUCACAAUGCGCCAAAGACCCUCAGCCUAGAAGUGGCUAUCCGUCAACCUACUGGGUUGACUCCGUUACUGCUGUCCGAACGCAAAUGUGUCUGAAAGACUCCAAGACUGGGGAAUAUUGUACUCAGUAUCUCGAACGAGUUCUCGGUGAUGCCACAAGCCCAGCAGAUCUGCUCGGCGGAUACUCAACUGCCCAGCUCUGCUCCGAGUGUCUGGUGAACCUAUUCCGCCACCAACAGUCAACCCCCUACUCUAACUACGACCCUGAGAUGGCUCAAGCUUGGGCCGCUAUUCAGUCAAAAUGCAGUCUUAGUCUCCCAACAUCAACUCAGACACUGAAGACGAAUGUGACUUCACUGGGGAACUAUGCUCCGCCCGGUUAUGCGACUGCAGUUUGUGUUGCAGGCCGUACGUACACGGUGGCUGCCGGUGACAAUUGUAUUGAUAUCUCGAAGAAGAGCGGCGUUUCCACAGGCUCGUUGAUCACACUGAACAGCCUGCGGAUGGACUGCACGAACAUCUUUGCCGGUCAAAGCCUCUGCCUCCCGCCGAGUUGCGCUAGCUACGUGGUUCAAACCGGCGACAAUUGUUUGAAGGUCGCCACGCAGUUCAAUACGACCUACCAGCAAGUCAUCGCUUGGAAUCCAACUGUUGAUAGUUACUGCACCAACUUGAUCGCAGGCCAGAAUAUCUGCGUUGGACCUCCAGGUGGUGUUCUCAACUUCACCACGAUCCCAGGUGCAACUGUAACUAAGACUGCGGUCUAUGCGACCGCUACGGCUGAUAGACCAGCGCCUGUCGCGAGUGGAACCACCACCAAGUGUGGCAAGUACUACAAGGUUCAGCUGGGCGACUAUUGUGAGCUUGUGGCCUUGAACCAGACAGUUUCGUUGGAUCUAUUCCGUGGGAUGAAUCCCCAGAUCAACGUUGGCUGCACCAACUUACAGGCCAAUGUGUUCUAUUGCGUGCUGCCUACCCAAGACUGGAACACCACAGCGACUUCAACCACCGUCCCGGCUCCAACGUCUACACCUCCUGGAACAACAGACAAGUGCUAUGAGUGGUACGUGAUUCAGUCCGGAGACUACUGCGCCAAAGUGCAGGAUAAGUUCGGAAUUUCCUUCGAGCAGUUUCGUGGAUGGAACCCUGCAAUCGCAAGUGACUGCUCCAAUCUGCAGCUGGGGGUAGCAUACUGUGUCCACGGCGCUGCUUCCCUGGCAGCACGGGCGACUGAUGAUGUCAGCAGCCAGUCUGACCUCAACGAGGUAGCUCACUAUCGAAGGAAUGGAGUCGGACCUGUUGAGACGGGGGUGCCUAGGACCGAGGGCGGAGGUGUUGCUAUUGGGUGGCCUGGUGUGGACUCUCCAAGACUGAGAAGGGCAAUGGGAUUGUCAGAGAAAAUGGAGUUGUAA
Molecule: messenger RNA, 1626 nt
Organism: Colletotrichum phormii
Lineage: Eukaryota; Fungi; Ascomycota; Sordariomycetes; Glomerellales; Glomerellaceae
Exons: 8
Source: RefSeq, a predicted model, not a curated record